Messenger RNA from Cygnus atratus (black swan), 1439 nucleotides. RefSeq names its product pyruvate dehydrogenase kinase 2 (gene PDK2). The transcript has 11 exons. Gene Ontology annotation, cellular component: mitochondrion. The coding region runs from base 1 to 1239 and encodes 412 amino acids. Gene Ontology annotation, biological process: protein phosphorylation; regulation of glucose metabolic process. Lineage: Eukaryota; Metazoa; Chordata; Aves; Anseriformes; Anatidae. Gene Ontology annotation, molecular function: pyruvate dehydrogenase (acetyl-transferring) kinase activity. The record is from RefSeq and is a predicted model, not a curated record.
AUGCGGCUGCUGCGGUGCCUGCGGAAGCGGGCGGCCCUGGCCGGGGUGCCCACCUACAUCGAGCACUUCAGCAAGUUCUCGCCCUCGCCGCUCUCCAUGAAGCAGUUCCUGGACUUCGGCUCCAGCAAUGCCUGCGAGAAGACCUCCUUCGCCUUCCUGCGGCAGGAGCUGCCCGUCCGCCUCUCCAACAUCAUGAAGGAGAUCAACCUGCUGCCCGACCGCGUCCUGCGCACCCCCUCCGUGCAGCUGGUGCAGAGCUGGUACGUGCAGAGCCUGCUGGACAUCAUGGAGUUCCACGACAGGGACCCCGAGGACCAGGCCACCCUGGGGCAGUUCACCGACGCCCUGGUCACCAUCCGCAACCGGCACAACGACGUGGUGCCCACCAUGGCGCAGGGCGUCAUCGAGUACAAGGACGCCUACGGGGACGACCCCGUGUCCAACCAGAACAUCCAGUACUUCCUCGACCGCUUCUACCUGAGCCGCAUCUCCAUCCGCAUGCUCAUCAACCAGCACACGCUGCUCUUUGACGGCAGCACCAACCCGGCGCACCCCAAGCACAUCGGGAGCAUCGACCCUCACUGCAGCGUGGCCAACGUGGUGAGAGAUGCCUACAACAUGGCCAAGCUGCUGUGCGACAAGUACUACAUGGCCUCGCCCGACCUCGAGAUCGAGGAGGUGAACGCGAGCAGCCCCCAGCAGCCCAUCAGCAUCGUCUACGUCCCCUCGCAUCUCUACCACAUGCUCUUCGAGCUCUUCAAGAACGCCAUGCGAGCCACCGUGGAGAGCCACGAGAACAGCCCGCGGCUACCGGCCAUCAGGGUGAUGGUGGCCCUGGGCCAGGAGGACCUCUCCAUCAAGAUGAGUGACCGCGGCAUGGGCGUCCCCCUGCGCAAGAUCGAGCGGCUCUUCAGCUACAUGUACUCCACCGCUCCCACCCCGCAGCUGGGCACCGGGGGGGCCCCCCUGGUAGGUGCCCCCCUGGCCGGCUUUGGCUACGGGCUGCCCAUCUCCCGCCUCUACGCCAAGUACUUCCAGGGGGACCUGCAGCUCUUCUCCAUGGAGGGCUUCGGCACCGACGCCGUCAUCUACCUAAAGGCUCUGUCCACGGACUCGGUGGAGCGGCUGCCGGUGUACAACAAGUCGGCGUGGCGGCACUACCAGGCCAGCCAGGAGGCCGGGGACUGGUGCGUGCCCAGCACCGAGCCCAAGAACACCUCCACCUACCGAGUGCCCUAGGCGGGGGGGGGGGCUCUGCUGGGACCCCCCCCAGCCUUGGUGGCACUUAGGUAUGGGGCUGGGGGUUGGCCACCCCCAGCACCCCCAUCCCAGGGAGGGCACAACCCCAUGGGGGCAGCGAGGGACUGCCCCCCACCCUCCCAGUAUGACCAGUAGCACUUUGCUGCCCCCCCCCCCCCAGCCAUUACAGGGUGGGGGGA